AUGAUUGACGUGAAGUACAGCCUGUGCUCUGUUGUACUGCAAUGUGCUGUGAAUGAGGGCGAGCUCUGCGGCGCCAAUGGUCUGCCCGUCACUCCGGCGUCCAUCGCAAUGAUCGGUCACUUCAAGGCGUUCAUCGACUCUCACCAUCACUUCCACGACAAUCCCUUCAAUCAGUAUUUGACUCAAUAUUUGGAUUGCAUUCGCAAUAAGAAAGGUUUGUCUCAAUCGCCGCCCAAAGCCCUGUCCCCCUCACCCGCCCUCUCAACCGCUGUUAUCCCGAAGAAAUUGACACUUAUUUUCGAGCACUACUUGAACGCACUGCCGGUGGAGGACAUGGAUCUGUUGGCCACCAACUCAUUGCUGGCCUUAUAUCACAUGCACUACAAUAUGGGUUGUGUUCACGGAUUGGUAACACCGGACGCACUGGUCUUCGACGGCCGUACAGUCAAAGUGACCCAUUGGGCUAUCAAUGCCAUCACCAAUGGUGGCAAACACUGUGACGCCAAUAUGAUUGUACCGGAUGACACCCGAUUCCUGCCGUACGAACAGCUCUAUGGCAUAACUGUGUGCAAGAAGUCCGAUGUCUGGUCACUGGCGCUGACAUUACUGGCGAUUAUCGAACCAAACAUUAAAUUAUCAGACAAUCCGUCGGAUAUUGUUUCGUGUCUUAACUCCAAAGAAGUGUUAAUCAAAGUCGAGGCAAAUAUCACCAAAUUUCCGGAGAAGUGGCAAAAGUUUUUCCUGUCAGCCCUUCAACCGAAACCGGCCGCCAGAGCCACAGUCAAAGAGUUGUUGAAAAUAUUAGAGAUACCGGUGCCUGAAGUCGAUUAUCAACAGUUGAAUGAGUUGUUGAGAUAUCCCAAACUCGACACCAAUUAUGGGAGCAAAGAACUCAUCACAAUCCACGAGAUCUAUCACUUGUAUUGUCUGGCAUUUCCCGCCACUCGAGAUCAAAGUCAAGAGAAACUGCACAAAAAGCCACCGAUUUUUACGUUACCGACGCUUGUCUUGAGGGACGACAAGAGCACGAGUGGAGAGACUGUUAAGCAAAAGAGUUUUCUCAAAAUUCCGGCCAAUAAUGAGUUACAACUCCUACCCAUCGAUAAACUCAUUGAACGCCUCAACCAAUUGUCACCCCAUCUGUUCUGUCCAUUAAUACUGACGCCCGGAUUCAACGCCGUCUAUAACUCACCGAACCUACCGAUUGGUAUCCGGGAAAACGAUUUUGACUACCAGUGCGAGAGGAUUAUGAUUUUCAGGCGUUUGAUCGAAGGCGCCCCAUUCACGCGCACCCAACUGCUAUCGUGCGCUAAAGUAGACAUUCCCCCGCUAUACCGGCCCCAGACAUGGGCCCACAUUCUCAACAUUAAAUGGUCUGAU
Molecule: messenger RNA, 1380 nt
Organism: Oppiella nova
Lineage: Eukaryota; Metazoa; Arthropoda; Arachnida; Sarcoptiformes; Oppiidae
Source: the annotation of a GenBank genome assembly